GGAAGGCAUAUGUGACGUCACAUCCCCGCGACAGCCAUUUGUCAAGAGACGAGCAAAUCUACUGGCAGUGGUGGCGGCAGUCAACGCCAAAUUACCCCCGUUCGACAAGCCCUUUUCUGCCAUUAGACGCACCCCCUUCUCGUCACCAACGGAGGCCGUUAAAGCGGGCGACGUAAAGGGACAUCAUCGACAUCUUCCCGGCGGUGUUAGCGUACUGCUUUGACCGGAGCGGCUAAUGCUAGCUAGCCGACACACGGAGCGAUGCUAGUUAGCCGGUGCUGCUAACGUGUCGCCCUGCAGCACACACGGGGGAAGGAGCCACGGAAAGGGGGAGAGUCUCCGGCGUUGGCGCCUGUAAGCUGACGAGGACCCGGCUUUGACGACCACCAGGAAGCUACCGGAGAGGCCCGCUGUUCCCGUGCAUCCUUUUAUCUCCGAGAACGGCAUCACAGCGUUCUGACCCGCCGAUGACCUCUUGGACAAGCGCACUGAAAGGGCUUUGUGCACGGGACGAGGAGUGGACACCGAGUGUGGCAUCGGCAGCGAAGACGAGCGCUUGUGGCUUGAGCAAACACAGGCAGAGAGACCUCAUGUCAAGACCUUCUCCUCCUCAGACAGCUUAGCGAAGGUCCAGGAGGUAGCAAGCUGGCUUUUGGAAAUGAACCAGGAUCUGCUGUCGGGGGGCAGCAGCAGCAGGCGGAGUCGGGGGCCGGGGGGUCCGGCGGUGAGAGGUAACGCCUCCUCCACGGCCCGGGCACCGCAGCAGCAGCAGGCGGCGGCGGCGGAGGAGGCCGACGAGGAUGAGCACAUGAACCGGGUGGUGGAGGAGGCGGAGCAGCUGCGACCGAGGGUGAGGCCCGAGGCGUCGCAGGUGGACGUCGACAGGGGACAAGCGUGGGCGCCCAGCGAGUCGGGGGCCAGCAACGGCCCCGGGGGGGACGAGGAGGGCCCCCCCAACAAGGUGAACAGAGGCGAGAAAGGAGCCAGGUGGCCGUGGAGGGCGGAGCAGAGGCUGCUGGAGGACAACGAAGAGGAGGAGGAGGAGGAAGAGGAGGAGAACAACAACAGUAGCACCCAGCACGAGGAGGAGGAGGAAGAGGAGGAGAGGACAGAAGGGGUGGAGGAGCAGAGGAGGAGGGAGGAGGAGGAUGGAGACGAGGAGGAGAUGGACCAGGACAGCGAUGAUUUUGAACACUCGGCCGAGAGUGGGCGGGAGGAGGAGGAGGAGGAAGAAGACGAAGAGGAGGAGGAGGAAGAAGAGGAAGGAGAGGAAAGGCUGAUGUCUCCGUCCCUCAGGAACAAUGCCUCGGUCCUCACCAACAAUCUGGACUCGGGCUGCACACACCAAAGCUCUUCCAACAAAAAGGUAAGAACAACUUCAUUCAUUUCAAGAAACCACCACUUCUCAUGCACCAGUAAAAAUGCUCGUUUGAGCCUUUGUGGUGUGCUGUGGCGUGUAAAUGUUGCUGCCUCCAGGGGGCAGCAUGGCCUCACCAGUAAAUGGGACAGCAGAUUACUCAUUCCAGAGCUUGUACUUCAUGUUGCUUCACAGCCAUAUCUUGUCGGCUUUGCUCGGAUAUCAUCUACUCCAAGGUCUGCUAAUUUGUCAAAUUGCAUCCGCCCUUGACGCCUGUCAUCUACAAUUAUGCAUUUGUAUAAGCCAAUGGUGUGCCGCUGAGACCUUGAUGUCUACCAAGCACCCCUCUCUUGUUUUCCCACAUGCAGAUCCUAAAAGCUUUGAUAAAUAUUGUUAUAUACCAACUUAAAGAGCACUCUCAGCAGUUAGUCGGGACUACAUUAAGAGAGUCUGAAGAAGUCUUCCUUGCGGGUUGAAAAUGAAGCCGUUAACGCGGUAGGCAGCCUAUCAAGGAGGAGUAGUCUGUCAGAAGUUAUCGCUUGGUAAAUGGAAAUGUCAGCGCGAUAAGAUAUAAUGUUUCUGCCUCUUUUUCUACUUCAUUAAAUUACUCUGUUCUGAAUUUUGAUUUGAUAGAUUUCUAAAAUUGCGAAGCAUCUUCAGUAGCAUCGUUAAAGGGGAAC
Entelurus aequoreus (snake pipefish) is the source of this 2037-nucleotide messenger RNA. Its product is annotated as cilia- and flagella-associated protein 251-like. The transcript is spliced from 5 exons. Lineage: Eukaryota; Metazoa; Chordata; Actinopteri; Syngnathiformes; Syngnathidae. Bases 659 to 1627 code for a protein of 322 amino acids. The record is from RefSeq and is a predicted model, not a curated record.